Eimeria mitis is the source of this 636-nucleotide messenger RNA. RefSeq names its product 60S ribosomal protein L10, putative. The transcript has 6 exons. Gene Ontology annotation, molecular function: structural constituent of ribosome. Bases 1 to 636 code for a protein of 211 amino acids. NCBI's taxonomy places the organism in Eukaryota, Apicomplexa, Conoidasida, Eucoccidiorida, Eimeriidae. Gene Ontology annotation, cellular component: ribosome; cytosolic large ribosomal subunit. Gene Ontology annotation, biological process: translation; ribosomal large subunit assembly. The record is from RefSeq and is a predicted model, not a curated record.
AUGCUGGGGUACAUGAUCAAGCACUGCGGAAAAGAUAACUUCCAUCUGCGUAUGCGGGUUCACCCUUUCCACGUUCUCCGUAUCAACAAAAUGCUUUCAUGCGCAGGGGCUGAUAGACUGCAGACAGGUAUGAGAGGUGCCUUCGGGAAACCCACGGGUUUGGUUGCUCGCGUUAACAUUGGCCAGAUCCUUAUGUCUAUCAGAACGAAGGGGCUGAUAGACUGCAGACCGGAGUCAACGAUCAACAUUGCCUCCCUUGCCCUCCGCCGUGCAGCUUUCAAGUUCCCUGGACGCCAAAAAGUAUUCACAUCCAACAAGUGGGGUUUCACUCCCUUCACUCGGGAAGAAUACAAGAAGUGGCAGGCAGAGGGCCGCAUCGUUUCGGACGGUGAGUCAACCAUCAACAUUGCCUCCCUUGCCCUCCGCCGUGCAGCUUUCAAGUUCCCUGGACGCCAAAAAGUAUUCACAUCCAACAAGUGGGGUUUCACCCCCUUCACUCGGGAAGAAUACAAGAAGUGGCAAGCAGAGGGCCGCAUCGUCUCUGACGGUGUAUGCGCGAAGUGGCUGGCAAAGAAGGGGCCGUUGUCAGAUACAUUCCCUCUGGCCAAGGACAUCCAUCUCCCUGUGGAAUGCUGA